Molecule: messenger RNA, 929 nt
Organism: Nematostella vectensis (starlet sea anemone)
Lineage: Eukaryota; Metazoa; Cnidaria; Anthozoa; Actiniaria; Edwardsiidae
Product: proteasome assembly chaperone 4
Exons: 3
Coding region: 34-441 (135 amino acids)
Biological process (GO): proteasome assembly
Source: RefSeq, a predicted model, not a curated record
UAGGCUCGCAAUGUAUUCUGGGAAUUAUUCAAUAUGGCGGACAAAACUGCGAAUACCGCGCGUGAAGACAAAUCACCGUUAAAAUGCACUCCUGUUGAAACAAAGCUUUCCAUUCAUAGCUUUUCCCGAGAGCUAGUGGAUAAAGUCGUGCACUUUCAGGUAUUGAAGAUGUCUGGCAGUUUGUACUUCUGGAUUGGCACCUCUGCGAGCUUGUCGAACCUGUGUGUUGCCAUGCAAACUAAAUACGAGGAUAUGCCAGCAACAUCUUGUUUACUUGGGACUAUUGCGGAUGUAACCUCAAGCACCCUCGCUCAAAAACUAGCUAAAAGGACAAAGAAACAAAUAUUUGUUAGUUACAAUCUUCAAAUGGAUACCUCAUACAUGAGUCUUGUUGAGAAGGCUGUCAUUGAUGAGAUGCAAAAUGUGCCUGACAUGUUCUAGACAAGACAUGCAGUAUCUGCCAUUUUCUAGCAGACUACUGUAUAUAUUUCUGGUAUGUUCUAGACAUUUCUGGUAAGUUCUAGGCAAGACAUAUCUGGCAUGUUCUAGACAGGACAUAUCCGGCAUGUUCUAGAGAUUAUUGUACAUUUCUGCCGUGUUGUUUCUGCCAUGUUCUAGAGAUUAUUGUACAUUUCUGCCAUGUUCUAGAGAUUAUUUUACAUUUCUGGCAUGUUCUAGAUAUUUUUGUACAUUUCCGAAAUGUUCUAGAGAUUAUUUGUACAUUUCUGCCAUGUUCUAGACAGGAGGUAUCAUUCCUCAAUAUAUUGUACAUGUUGUUCAUCUUGGCUCAAUUGUACUGCAGGCUCACAGAAACGAGCUGGAAAUCGAGCUAGGUGUUCAUCCUGUUGUGUUGAAGUCAUGUAGUGUAAUUUUUUCCCUGAUGAGUAAAACUGUUAUUAUAAAGGAAUAAAAUGACUGUAGAAUAUUGA